Messenger RNA from Theobroma umbraticum, 3451 nucleotides. It is a transcript of the gene TZP, whose product is annotated as zinc knuckle (CCHC-type) family protein. NCBI's taxonomy places the organism in Eukaryota, Viridiplantae, Streptophyta, Magnoliopsida, Malvales, Malvaceae. The record is from RefSeq and is a predicted model, not a curated record. Gene Ontology annotation, molecular function: zinc ion binding; nucleic acid binding.
CAGUCAUUUUAACUGAAGCUCCUCUCUUUUCUCACACAAAAUUCAUAUACAUUUAUUUCCUUCUUUUGGUAGCUACUUUUGUUAGUGUUUCCUUUUUCUUCUUCAAGGGGUGUUAAUAAAAAAGAAGCUGCAAAACGAAAAGCUAUAUUUUCCAUAGAUUUAGGGUGCAAGAGGUAUGUGGGUCUCCAUAGAUCAGGGUUUUUUCUCACACGGUGUGUCAGGAAUCACACUGCUUUGGAGCUCAUAUAUGCAUGGAUUAAGUGGUGGAAAUACUAGGGAAUGCAUUGAAGAAAAGGAAUAUGUUGAUUAAAAUGCAAAUUUACAGGAUUGCAAACUGAAGGGGUCAUCCAACAAAAAUGAAUAUGGAGAAUGAGAACAUAGAACCAGUGACUGAUUUAGAACUUGCACUGGGGUAUUCCAGUUGCAGCAUUCAGAGAAGAUUAAGCAAUGAUCUCGGUGCAGGUGCAAAUGCAGCUUCAAGGAUUGACAUGACAUUUGUGACCACCGACCCCCUGUCAGAAUUAGUUUGGUCUCCACACAGUGGUCCCAGUCUCAAAUGUACUGACUGCAGCUUUUCUGAUAAGAAACAAUCCCUUGUUUGGGGUGCAGGACCGAGCGAUGUGAUUCUUUCACCACAACAAAUUAAUACAUCUGCAAGGUCAAGUGAUGACAAGCCUAUAGAUGAAGAAAAUCUCAAUACAUCCAUAUCCACGUCUCAUGAUAUGAAUACUAGAGUUGCCCAUAUAGAUAAUUCAGACAAAUCUGCUAGGGAUAAUGAUGGCAUUAGGUUGUGUCAUGAACAGCAGACAGACAAUGAUAAUUCUUUACAAGGAACUGCUGGCUUUCUGGAGGAGAUAAGCACAAAGGGAGGAGAACCUCAGCAAAAUCUUAUCAAAAAGAAUGAUCUAGUAGAUUCUAAAGGAGCAUAUGUCUGUUGUCCAAACAAUAGCCAAGUGGCUGAAAUAGCUGAGGCAAUGGCAAACAAUUUUCCCAGUUCACUAGAUGAAAGAAAACCUGAUAUGGCACGAAUUGAAUCUUCAUUCAACUUUCCUGAAGCCAGAGAUGUUGGCAGUGGGACUCAGUUGUCAAGAAUGGAGAUGGUCUUGGCAUCUGAAGUUCAUACUUAUAACAAAUGCAAAGCACGUGCACCUCCAGAGAAACAUUUGACAUCCCCUGGUAGAAAACAAGAGAAAUCAGUUUCUUUAAUGGAAAAAAAAGGAAAAAGUAAGAUGAAGGGGGGCAUUUAUUCUAGUCUUUGGCCUUUGGAAAAACUUGAGGCAACUGCUGAAAAUGAUUUGCAGACUCUGAUAGGUGAUAGUGUAUGUGUUGCAACAAGUAAAAUUUCAGGUUCAGAAUCGGCUUCUGAAUUUGAAAAGAACUUUCAGCACCAUAAGGAGAUACCUCCAAAGAAGAUGUCGACUGAUAAACACUCUCCAACCAACAGCAGAAUCCUUAGAUUUAGUAGAAAAGGAAAGGAAAAAGCUUUAUCUGAUGGAGAUGUUAGGGGAAUGAUGUCAAAAGAGGAGGAUGUCAGCCAUGAGAGUGUUGAAAGUUGUAAUAGCACUGGAUUAUUCUCUACAGGCAAAAAACGAUGGGGCUUCGAGCAGGAGUUGAUUGUGGGGAGCAAAAGAGUGAAAAAGCAACUUGAUGAAAGUCCUUGUUCCUCAUCAUUUGUAAAGCAAGAUAGCUCCUUCAUGAACUGGAUAUCAAACAUGAUGAAAGGAUUUUUAAAAUCAAAAGACGAGACACCACAUUUGGCACUUACUGUUGCAAAUCCUAAACAGUCACAUGAGGGUCCUGAUAAGAAUCUUGAUGCAAACAAUAAGAACCAAGAUCCUGGGUGCAGAAACAUUGGGUUUCAAUCUAUUUUCCAGUCAAUAUAUUCUCCAAAGAGUAAGGUCCUAGGAGCAACAACACAAAAUGAAAAUUAUCAAACAGGACUUGAGCCAACUAACAAGAUUUGUGACAUUGAUGCUACUCCAAUUGCCUGUCACACAGAAAAUUUUAACUCCCGCAAAGUGUUUCUGCUAUCAAAUGAAAGGUUCAAAGAACCAAUUUCUGGUGGCAGAGCAGGUCAAUCAACCCAGCCAAAGAUUUCAUCCAUGAAUUUAUCUCCCUGUAAGAGAAGUAGUGAGGCCAAUUCUGCAGACAAUGAGAAUUCAUUCAACUUGGCAGUAGGAAUUGAGAAAGAUAGAGCAAGCUCCAGUUCUUCUUUGGGUAAAUGUAAGGCGAUCAACCGUGAGAACAUUGAUUCUGACCCACCAUCUGAAAGGAAGACAGUUCAUAGCAUUGGUUGCAAAAGCAACCUUCUAGGGAGCUUGUGGAUAACUCGGUUUACUCCCAAGUCUUCUAGCUCCUUGUUAAACCAGGAUGCUGCUGGGGCUGCUGAGUGCUCAAGUGACUGCAUGAAGCUUAUACCUUGCUCCCAGAACAAUUUUAAUGCUUCUAGCAACCUCAAGAUUGUGGAGGCUAGGCAGAAAUGUGCUGAAGAGCCACUAACCAGUUCUGGUAAAGAAUUACCGAAUUGUGCUACUGACAUUGAGGCAUCCAUUGGUUUCAAAAAAAUUACAGUCCAAAAUGACCAGAAAUCCAAAUAUAAAGUGAGCACCAUUUUACCAUCCCCUAGAUUAAAAGAUUCAGAGGCAAUGGCUUCCCUUUUUGCUAGGAGAUUGGAUGCCCUCAAACACAUCAUGCCUUCUGGUGUCUCAGAUAGUACAGCUUCUUCGACCAUCACCUGUUUCUUUUGUGGAAGAAAAGGCCAUCAUUUGCAAUAUUGUCCAGAGAUAACAGAUAAUGAGAUUGAAGAUCUUCUAAGGAAUAUGAAGUCAUCUAGUAGAUUGGAAGAAUUACCUUGUGUGUGCAUUAGGUGCUUUGAACUUAAUCAUUGGGCUGUUGCAUGUCCUAAUACAUCCGCAAGAGGUCAAUAUCAAUCAGCACAUAGGGCUUCUUUGGCUAAUCUUUGUGAACUGCAUUGUUAUGCAAGAUUUGAAGAGUAUAAAAAACUUUUAGAUGACAAUGAAGAUGCUAUUGCUUCACCUACAAUUUGCAAUGGGGUUGAUACUGGAAAAGGCCCUGGUACUGAUUACGGGGUUACUGCAGACAAAGUGAGAGCAAACACCAAUGUGAAUAAGAAAUAUGUAGCUUCCAGUUCCAAGGAAAUUGAGAUGAAAGAAAACCAGAUCACACCUUGGGGUAAUUUCAUCAAUCAGCAGGUUUCAGAUAUGCCAAAGGCAAUCUUCAGUGCUGUUAGGAUGCUUCGUUUGUCACGGACAGAUAUCCUAAAAUUCAAUCUAAAGGACAAAUGGUUGUACAAUCAGAAGUUCUUCUCCAGUUUGUUUCUCAGUCUGGAUGAUGACAUCAGGAAAAUGGGAAGACCAUGGGGACACUAAAUUGCAUCAAUUUAAAGGCAUCUCCGUUCUUUCCUACACAUGUUUUGAGCCAUAAAAGCUUG